This is a messenger RNA of Sebastes umbrosus (honeycomb rockfish), 1347 nucleotides long. RefSeq names its product homeobox A9b (gene hoxa9b). Gene Ontology annotation, molecular function: RNA polymerase II cis-regulatory region sequence-specific DNA binding; DNA-binding transcription factor activity, RNA polymerase II-specific. Bases 152 to 922 code for a protein of 256 amino acids. The record is from RefSeq and is a predicted model, not a curated record. Gene Ontology annotation, biological process: embryonic skeletal system morphogenesis; DNA-templated transcription; regulation of transcription by RNA polymerase II. The transcript has 2 exons. Lineage: Eukaryota; Metazoa; Chordata; Actinopteri; Perciformes; Sebastidae. Gene Ontology annotation, cellular component: nucleus.
UUUGCUGGACGCAUUGAGCCCCUAUAGCUGGUGCAGGAAAGCAGCACCUUAUGUGCAAUGAAUCGUUUUUUUCUAAACAUUGCAAGCUUUUAACGCGUUGUGUAUAUAUAUUUUUUGCUUUUGCAUUUUUUUCCUUUUGCAUUUUUUUGCAAUGUCGACGUUGGGAACGAGUUAUUACAUUGAGCCUCCUGUUCUUCCCGAGCAGCAGCAGGAAGAUAAUAUGGCACCGAGGUACUCGUCAGCUGCAGGGGUGGAGCAGACGAUGCUCAGCGAAUAUGGCGGACAGGAAUCGUGUCCUUUGCAGGCCAAAUCUUCUAUUUUUGGUGGAUCUUGGAGUCCCAUCUCGGCCCAUCCUCCGCACACAGCCGCUCCGACCUAUAUCCAUCACCAUUACACGACUGGAGACACCGAUGGCAUGUUUACGCGCUCCUGGGCGUUGGAUCCGGUCUCUGCGUCUCUGUGUUUGACGGGAUUACCAUCGACAGCCAUGCAUUAUGAGAUCAAACCAGAGCCUCUCAUUGGGAGUGCUGAAUGCACAACUUUGGAGACGCACACACCUCUUUUGUCUGACAUUGAACAAGGAGCGUCCCUUGCGGAGAUUCCCUGCGAAACCACAUCCGCGUCUAAUACAGCUACUGAGGAGAGUCCGUCUGCAGCAGAGGACAAGAGCGAGAUAGAUGCAAGUGACCCAUCGUCCAAUUGGCUUCAUGCAAAGCCCACCAGAAAAAAGCGCUGUCCAUACACAAAGUAUCAAAUCCUGGAACUGGAAAAGGAGUUUCUGUUUAACAUGUACCUCCCCAGGGAUCGUAGGUACGAAGUAGCCAGAGUCCUGAGUUUGACCGAGAGACAGGUGAAAAUCUGGUUUCAGAACCGCAGGAUGAAGAUGAAGAAAGAAAACAAAGACAGGAGGAGAGACAAUUAACUGGUUCUGGACUGAUGGUGGAUUAGAGUUGGGAGGAGGAGGAUGAGAAGGAGGAGGGUCUGUCUUUAAUAUUCCUGACCUGUUACACAUGUUGUUGUAAAAGUUUGUGUUGUUAAAAACAAAUGCUGGAUGUUUUUUUUUUCCUCCUUAUGAUAUCCAGUGUUUCAUGUUUGUGAGAGGACAGUUGUCUCUAGUUGUAUUGUAUUUGGCGCAAAGAAAUAGUUAACUAACUAGGCCAUUUGUUAUUUGCAUGAAAUGAUCCUUGACUACCUGAAUGUCUUUCAGCUACCUAUUUGCAUUGUUUAACUUAUUGUUUUUUUUGUCGUUCUAGAUGUUUUUUAACUAGGUUAGGUUUUUGAUCCAUUUGUGCACACCUCAAAUACCUCAUCGUUCCUGGUUUCAUCCAAAAUAAAGAGUAGUUUGUA